This is a messenger RNA of Mycena indigotica, 1278 nucleotides long. RefSeq lists its product as uncharacterized. The coding region runs from base 1 to 1278 and encodes 425 amino acids. NCBI's taxonomy places the organism in Eukaryota, Fungi, Basidiomycota, Agaricomycetes, Agaricales, Mycenaceae. The record is from RefSeq and is a predicted model, not a curated record. Gene Ontology annotation, biological process: macroautophagy; neutral lipid catabolic process; piecemeal microautophagy of the nucleus. Gene Ontology annotation, molecular function: glycerophospholipase activity. The transcript has 7 exons.
AUGGCACGUGCAGUCACAGCGGCCCCCGGAUCAUGUCACAGGUGCAGAAUCCGGCCCGGCAUGUUGCCUCUUACUCUCAUUGCACUGCUACUCUGCAGCACUUCCGGUGUCGAAGCCAUAGGCACCCGCCCAACUACUGUAUAUCGUCCCGUUUCCCAAGAUGCAUUUCACCACGCUCGUCAACGAUCUCUACAGCUAGAAGAAUGCGAACCUCUGGAGUGGGUGCCUCAUACCGUGGACGGCCCUGAUUUGGAAGAUCCAUCCGUUCUUUCUCAACUGGCGCGAAUGUCAGGUAAUGCAUAUGCGAUGCCAGACCGCAGUAACUGGUAUCCGCUUGAUGCUGUAUGGAACACGAGUUUUCCUGUCGGCUGGGAAGAGGGAGAAGAAUUCAGAGGUCACGUCUUCAUGAGCUCCGAUAACAGCACAGUUGUUCUUUCGAUAAAGGGUACGACUCUGCAAGGACCAACGUCCAAGCAAGACAAAUUCAACGACAAUCUGUCAGUGGUGAAGAAAGGCUUCAUUGCGAACUACUCAUAUUUUCAGAUUAUUUUCUUGUUGCUGCGCUCGUGUCGAUUUUUCGUGGGUAUUCCGUCAAGGAACAUCCAGUUGGCCUAUUUGCGAUGCGCAGUUCACCAACAGUUGUUAGUGUGCGACUGCUACCGUCCGUCAUGGCGUUGCGAUAAUACCUGUCUGUCCAAGGCCCUCAUUGAAGAUAGCUUGUUCUAUAAUGUUGGGGUUAAACUUGUUAACGAUAUCUUCUUAAUACAUCCCACUGCGAAUGUUUGGCUAGUGGGCCACAGUCUAGGCGGUGCAUUGGCAGCUCUUCUCGGAUCCACAUUUGGUUUGCCUGCAGUCGCCUUCGAAUCUCCUGGCGAGCGUCUUGCGGCUAAGAGACUGCAUUUACCUCUUCCCAUUGGCGAUGGACCCCUCAGCCGAUUCUUCCCAGCCAUUACGCAUGUCUAUCAUACAGCCGAUCCUAUUCCUCAAGGCGCAUGCACUGGAAUCGGGUCUCUCUGCGCACAAGGUGGAUACGCGCUGGAAACUCGAUGUCACCUUGGCAAAUCUAUCGUGUUCGACACAGUCAAUAAACUCAAGUGGAAGGUCGAUGUGAGAAAGCAUGUCAUUAAGAGCGUUAUUCACGACGUUGUUGAAGCUGAAGGGGUCGAGUGGGAGGAGGGGCGUAAGGUCCCCCUUGCACGAACGGAAGAUGACUGUGUGGACUGCUUCAAAUGGGAAUUUGGAGACUAUGAUGCUUUCAACAACUUGGAACCACAAUAG